UCAAAGAUGCACUGGACACCAGAGCAUGCUCAGCCCCUGAAUCAGUGGCCGGAGCAGCACCUUGAUGUCUCCUCCACCACCUCCUCACCCGCUCACAAAUCUGACCUCUACCACAGUAGCCGGCAGCGCUUCAACUAUGCCUGGGCCAAUGACGACAUCUCUGCCCUGACUGCUUCCAACUUGCUGAAGAGGUAUGCAGAGAAGUACUCCGGAGUGUUGGACUCCCCUUAUGACAGGCCAUCAGCACUCAACACCUACAGUGAUGGCGCCUUUGGGCCCCUCAAUGGUCAGAAGGGAGAAAUGGAGCCUUGGCCUAUGGCACACAGCUCAGAAGGGGCCUACCCUCUGACCCCAAUGCACGAUGGAUUGUCCAGCUCCAAGGGGAUUGUCCCUCCUGCUGUCACCCCGGGCAACAGUCUUGGUACCUCCCCUGUGGUCUCCAGUAACCUGUCUGACUCAAUUUAUCCUAGUAAUACUUGUGGGGGACCCACCGGUUCUGGCAGUCUUGGGGCAUCUCAGGACUAUCCUUCAGGCUACAGUGGAGCCUAUCUGCCAUCAGGCUACUGCAGCCAGCCAGCCUCAGCGCUCCCACCGCCACACCCGUCUACCUUGCAUAGCUCAGGCCUCCUACAGCCCAGCCAUCCUUCCACCCCACUUGUCCCCGGCUACAGCUCCUCAGGACCCAUGUACAACUAUGCCUCAGGCAGCUACCCACCUCAGCCUGGCUAUGGCCCCAUCCACCCUCCCCACCCAUCAGCCUCAUACUUACCCUCAGGCAUUGCUGCCCCCACACCCAUUCCCCCUUCCUCUCGCCCCCCUGUGGUCCCUGGAUAUAGCUACCAGAGCCCACUCACAGUGCCACCUCUCAGCGGUGAGUCAGGGAGCUCUCUGAAAAGGAAGGCCUUCGAUAUCACGGGUGGUGAGGAUGAUAGUGAAGGCAGGUAUCGCAAAUACAGCUAUGAGCAACCAAAGUCCCCAUAUCAGAUGUCCGACAGUGGUGAAUGUAGAGGGAAUGGGUUCAACCGAAGCUCUGAGGUGCCUUUCAAAGGUGGGAAAAGGCCAGCUGGAGUGGCAGCGACAACAGUGGCUUCAGAGGAGCCCAUUGGGAAAUACAACAGCCAGCCCAUGAAAGGAAUGGUCUCUCCAGCUUACAACGUUGGUGAAGCCCCACUGAGGCCUAGUGAGAGCUUUGAGAAAUUUACUCCUCCAGCUGCAAAUGGUGAGCGUGAGGGAGACUCCUUUGCUCUCAGGAUGCAGCCCAAACCACCAACGUUUGGUAGUGAUAGCAGCAGCCAGACAGUGGAAGAGCAGCUAAAAGCCAUGGACCCUUACGUUCUGGAACUGGUGAACAACAAGAUUAUUGACUGUGGCCCUCCAGUCCAGUGGACUGACAUUGCUGGGCAUGCCUCUGUCAAAGCUGCCAUAGAGGAAGAGCUGGUGUGGCCCAUCCUGAGGCCAGGGGCUUACACUGGGGCAAGUCGACCACCCAAAACCAUCCUGCUGUUUGGGCCUCGUGGCGUAGGGAAGACUCUGCUGAGCAGGUGUAUUUCUACCCAGCUGGGAUCCACCCUGCUGAAGCUCAGUGGGACAGCCUUGGUCUCCAAAUGGAAGGCUGAAGCCGAGAAGAUCCUACAGACGACAUUCUUUGUGUCCAACUGUCGGCAGCCUGCUAUUGUUCUCCUCACUGAUGUGGAAUCUCUCCUGGAGGACGCUGCUGUCCUGAAGUCCCAGCUCCUCUCCUACUUGGAUAACCUUGCUACCUCAGGCGAACAGAAUGUGGUUGUCAUAGCAACCACCACUAGGCCUGGCAACUUGGAUGAAGCCACCCAGAGAAGGUUCGCCAAGUGUUUCUACAUCUCCCCACCAGACAACAUUGCCAGGCGGCAGAUCCUGCACCACGCUUUAGCUCAGCAAAACUACUGCCUCAGUGAGAGGGAAAUGGCCUCCAUCGUACAACUCACCGAGAGCUACUCUGGCAGCGAGCUCCUUCAGCUUUGUCAGCAGGCCGGGGCAAACAAGCUUCAUAGCCUGCCAGGCCAGCUUCAACCCACCUCCUACAAGGAUUUUGAAAGCAUUUUCUGCAAGAUCCACCCCGCAGUCUCUCAGAAAGAGCUGGAAUUGUACGUGGAAUGGGAUAAAAUGUAUGGGUCUCGGCAUUAGUGGAGAGUUGCUUGUUUCUUCUUUUAGAUCAUCUUGGGUCUCUGAAUGGAAGCCAUUGGGAGCUUUGAGUCCUUGUUUGCUCUUAAAAGCGUUCUCACUCUUAGCGCUCCAGUCUCUGAGAGGUCGUGCUGCCCACCUGCCUAUGAAAACAGAGGAAGGGUGAGGAAGUCAUUCUCGUCUUUAAGAAAGUCACACCUUUUGGAUACAAGGACUUCCCUAGAUUGAUUUACAUACAUUUUUGUUUUCUAAAAAUGUCUGAAAGUUUGACUGUGUGGUGGU
This is a messenger RNA of Elgaria multicarinata webbii, 2439 nucleotides long. It is a transcript of the gene FIGNL2, whose product is annotated as fidgetin like 2. Lineage: Eukaryota; Metazoa; Chordata; Lepidosauria; Squamata; Anguidae. Gene Ontology annotation, molecular function: microtubule severing ATPase activity; ATP hydrolysis activity; ATP binding. The transcript has a single exon. The record is from RefSeq and is a predicted model, not a curated record. The coding region runs from base 7 to 2160 and encodes 717 amino acids.